AUGUAUGCUCCGUCUAUGCGGCUCGGUGCGGCGGCGCAGUGCCGGCGCCGGCGCCGCGCCGGCGUCUCCUCCGUCCGCGCGCGACGUGAGCCCGGCGCGGCGCGGCCGCAGCUACGUAACGUAAUCCCGCAACUGCACUUCCUGAAGGUGGCGCAAGCGCGAAUUGGAAAGGGAAUGGUGGUACUGGAGGUAGGUAUUAGACGAGGGGCAUCCGUCGUUGACCCGAUCCGCGUGGUCCGUGACGACCGUGACAUACCAGUCACUGAUUUAGAUGAAUCAAAAGGAAAAAAGCAUAGCCUAGAUAUUUCUGUUGGGCGCAUCACUACUACCAGUCCUACCACGCCACUCCAGCCUAUUCCUCGCUAUCCGCUGACAGUCGCCUGGGCCCCCUCUACAUUAUGCUUCAAUCUGAAUGAGGAAAAAGUCGUUAAACAAUUGACGGUACGCAACAGUAACGCACAUUCGAUCUUUGUCCAAUGUCGCGGGCUAUGGGACAGCAGUGCUAGGCUGGGUGCGAGUUGGAGGUGCUACCCCCGCAGGAGGUUCCUGCUGGCCCCGGGCGUGGCGGCCGCGCUCGCCGUGAGCGCCGCGCCGCGCCCGUGCACAUCCCCGCUCGCGUCUGCGCAGCUGGCUCUGCAACUGGUGGCGGCGCACAUGCGGGACAAUAUUGCUGGAUAUUUCAUGAUACCGAUUCAUGUUCAUUUUAAUAAUUAUACACCCCUAUAUUGCAUAGGGGAAUAA
Messenger RNA from Cydia amplana, 741 nucleotides. RefSeq lists its product as uncharacterized. The record is from RefSeq and is a predicted model, not a curated record. Lineage: Eukaryota; Metazoa; Arthropoda; Insecta; Lepidoptera; Tortricidae. Bases 1 to 741 code for a protein of 246 amino acids. The transcript has 5 exons.